AUGGCUGAUAAGAAAAAAAUAUCAAAUGGUUCUAUUCACGUUUCUAAUUGUGAAGAAGCAGAGCUAAUUGAUAGACUUUCGGGAACUAUUAACAGAGGCGAAGCCUUGAAAUAUUAUAAUAGAAAAAAUCAAAAACGACAAACUUUAACUCAUAUUAAUAUGAAUGAUUUAACUACUUCUGAAGUAUGCAAUACAGAUAAAAUUUAUCAAAGAAGCUUAUCCAAUAUUUCUUUGGAUAAGCAAUCUCAUCAUUUUUCAUUAGAAGAAGAUAAUAACUUAAGGCCAUCUAUUCAAAGAACCAGAAAAAAUAUGGAAUUACAUAACUCAUUAUACUCGAAUUCUAGCCAGUCCACGUCUUAUAAUAAUCAAACUGAAAAGCUGAAAGACUUGAUCAUUGAGCUUUUGUCAGAAAAUAUCAAAUUGAAGCGAAAAUGUAAGAAUCAUCAAUAUGGUAAAAAAAUUAUACCGAACUAGAACGAUUAUAAUCAUUUAUACUGUUUGCCAUCAUCCUAUUUACAAUAGUAAGUUAUAAUGAUUAAUAAUUAGGAAUAUUUUUAUUUAUCAUAUUUAAGUACAGAAGACAAUAAUAAACCUUGCAAAAAUUUAAAUCUCUACAGCUUUGUGCGCGACUUUAAAACAGGCUCACAUUUGAGAGUAAAUCAAAUUAGUCGGAGAAAAAAUAAACUUAAUUAA
Blepharisma stoltei is the source of this 693-nucleotide messenger RNA. The record is from the annotation of a GenBank genome assembly. NCBI's taxonomy places the organism in Eukaryota, Ciliophora, Heterotrichea, Heterotrichida, Blepharismidae.